AUGAGUCACAUGAUGCAGCCCGAUCACGAAGCGACGCCUCCUCCUCCCCUCGUCCAUGGUCUUUCCCCUCCAAGGUUAGGUCACACCCCCUUUUUCAGGCCCGCCUGUGGGGUCCCCGACCCCCACAUUCAUGCCCCCCCACGGGCCCCCUAUGGCAAUGAACCAGGACCCCCUCCUCCGCUGCAACACCACCCAAAUUCAAAUUACCCCCACAAUCACCCGGGGCCACCGCCCCCAGGGGAAAAUUCGUCGUCAUCGGCUGCUGGGACCAACGGAGGAAACGGUGGGGGGCCCCCGCAGAACUUCCCCAACCCCCUCUCCUCGGGGGGGCCUCCCUCACACAGCUAUUCGGCCUUCCGGAACAAUCUCCGGACUAACCCCCCGCCAAUGAGCUACUCUGCCAAACGCCUACAGCAACAGCAGCAAUCCACAGUCUACCAUCCCUCUGAUAAAGAACCCGGCGAUGGCUCCCCACCGGAGGGGGAAAAAGUCGAGACAAACGAGGAAGCCCCUCUCAUUGAAGCCAAUCAGGAUUCAGUCUCUUCCACGACGUCACGGAGAAUCCUCCUCGAUGUCCCGCAGUCUCACCGCAGUGUGAGGGAGGAGGGAGGCCAUCGGGAGAGAGGGAAGGAGAGGAGGGGGAGGAGCCGGAGUCGCAGCCACAGCAGAGAGAGAGACGGCCGGAGCGGGAAAUCUGUCCGAUACGUCCGGAAAGAAGACAAGACGAAAAAGAAGAGAUCUCCAAGCCCCAGCUUUGAAGAGGAUUUUGGUGUGAGUAAAGAGACUCUCCUCCACGGGUCCUAUGCCGACUACAUAAAAGAGUACUCGGCCAGGUCUGGUCGUGCCGGUGGGGGCUCUGGGCAAUCCUCCAGCCACCAGCCACACCAGACGCCGGCCAUGUUGGCCAACCUUGCUGCGGCGUACCAAAAGGCACUCAACCAGUUCACGACAAAACUGGCACAGCAGGACCCCUCCAAAAUGCCUCCAAUGGACCCAAAGACCUACUCUCGACUGGUGGAAGAGUUCCUUUCCAAGACCCAGGGAACUAAAUCCAGUCACCGCUAACAAACUCUGCCUUGGGCCGAGCUAAUGUCGGAUCAAUUUUUCUCUAUGUGAUGCCUUUCCUCUUGAGAAAAUGGUUGAACAGUU
This is a messenger RNA of Geodia barretti, 1149 nucleotides long. NCBI's taxonomy places the organism in Eukaryota, Metazoa, Porifera, Demospongiae, Tetractinellida, Geodiidae. The record is from the annotation of a GenBank genome assembly.